AUGGAGUUGACUGCAUCAAAUGUGGUUGGUCUCAGGUGUGCAGCAGAGUACCUCCAAAUGAGUGAGAACUAUGGAGAGGGGAACCUCAUCAUGCAAACAGAAAAAUUCCUUAAUCAUGUGUUUGGUUACUGGACAGACAGUAUCGUUGCUCUUAAAACAUGCGAGGAGGUUUUACCUAUGGCUGAAGAGCUUCACAUCGCUUCACGUUGUAUAAACUCUUUGGUGUUGAAAGUAGCAGAUCAAAGUUUGGUUAAUUUGCCUGUCUCAUCAGGUCCAAGAGUUGCUCAGAGUCUAGAGGAUGCAGAAGUGUGGAAUGGAAUAAGCCUAAACCAAAGGUUCAUACGAAGUGCUAGUGCGACGGUGAAAACGCCAUCCUCGGUCUCGGUGCCGGAGGAGGCGUCGCGGUUGACGGUGGACGACGGGGACGACGAUGGUAAAUCUCGGAAUUCCAUGUCGAGAUCGAGUAAUCGGAUUGCAAAUCGUUUUGGAGAGGGUUUUGGGGAAGAGAGAGAUGAAAAACCCUAA
Messenger RNA from Vigna radiata var. radiata (mung bean), 525 nucleotides. RefSeq names its product BTB/POZ domain-containing protein At5g03250-like. The record is from RefSeq and is a predicted model, not a curated record. The coding region runs from base 1 to 525 and encodes 174 amino acids. Lineage: Eukaryota; Viridiplantae; Streptophyta; Magnoliopsida; Fabales; Fabaceae. The transcript has 2 exons.